CCGAUGUACGGAUAACGGGUUGAUGUGCAUGGCGCUCGCGUACGGUCAUGCGACGCUAUUAUUGAGUGUUGAUCCGAGGACUGCACAGUAGCCACUAUGCUCCUUCUGUGGCUGCCCUUUACCUGUCGCAGGUGCACCCCCUCCACGGCUGUACGCACACACCACAUAUAUCUUGUCUAUCCGACCACACUCGGAUCACAUCAAUACUGUUGUUCAGGCCGUCUAUUCGACUACCACCCCACACACACCAUAUGCCAUCAAGUUCCUCCGGCCGAAGUACAUCUCACCGUGACAAUACUAGAGCUAUAUAAGGGAUAUUCGUUCGCAGGUGCAUCGGGACCGUAGGCACAUUCAUCGUUUGCACAGGAUCCUGCUACGGACCUCAAAGAGUACGUUGCCUCGGUCGAAAAACAACUAUUGGAGAAGUUGUGUUUCGCACAGCUGAACAUUGAAGACACUCGGAACUAACUCAUCCUCCUGACACCCAGCGCAGCUGACUUCCCAGUGGGUCAAAAUCCAGUUGUGUAACAGCAUACGCAUUACACAUAUCCAAGCUGUCCAGCACGGUGGCAUCUAAUUAACAGGCCCAAGAUCCCACACGUUCCGUGUUCCUCUCGAAUCGCUUUAACAUAUCUAUGGAGUAAGCGACGCCAAGUUGCGACUUCGAUCAAAAUGGUUCCUCCAGCAACGGCUGUAACAAGGCAAGUUUAUCGAGAUGGGUGGUAUAAGAGGCAUGGUCAGUGUCCCCAUGUACAUAGCCGAUGGAAUGCAGGCUACACGUGC
This is a messenger RNA of Pisolithus orientalis, 783 nucleotides long. RefSeq lists its product as uncharacterized. Bases 97 to 345 code for a protein of 82 amino acids. The record is from RefSeq and is a predicted model, not a curated record. The transcript has 2 exons. NCBI's taxonomy places the organism in Eukaryota, Fungi, Basidiomycota, Agaricomycetes, Boletales, Pisolithaceae.